UUAAGGAGUUCGAACAAGAGCGGUUCCCGCGUAAAUAUUGUGUCCCUGUGGACUGACUGUGGACUCCUGGAGCUAGUGUGUUGUGUGGUUUAAGCCGCCCGGCACCUGUCAUCUGCCUCAAAAGCCAUGGGAAUUAAAGAUAAGGAUGUUAAUCUGCCGUGGGUGGAGAAGUACCGGCCUGCAACAUUGCAAGAUCUGAUCUCCCAUGAGGACAUUAUUUCCACAAUUGAGCGCUUCAUAGAUGCGGAUCACCUACCUCAUCUUCUUCUGUAUGGACCACCAGGCACAGGAAAGACUUCCACUAUUUUGGCUUGUGCUCGUAAGCUUUAUACACCAAAGGAGUUCAAUUCAAUGGUUUUAGAGUUAAAUGCCUCAGAUGAUCGUGGUAUUGGCGUUGUAAGGGAAAGGAUCUUGAAUUUUGCCAGUACACGGACCAUAUUCAAAUCAGGUUUCAAAUUGGUCAUACUGGAUGAAGCUGAUGCUAUGACUAAUGAUGCUCAGAAUGCAUUAAGGAGAGUAAUUGAAAAGUUCACUGAAAAUGUUCGAUUUUGUCUCAUCUGCAACUAUUUAAGCAAGAUUAUCCCUGCCAUCCAAUCCCGCUGUACACGGUUCAGAUUUGGACCCCUUACUUCAGAGCAGAUCCUUCCCAGGCUGAAUUAUGUUAUAGAACAAGAAGAGAUCAAUGCGACUGAGGAUGGCAAAAAAGCUUUGUUGACCCUUUCUGGUGGAGACAUGAGAAGGAUCCUAAAUAUUCUUCAGUCUACAUCUAUGGCAUUCAAUGAAGUAACAGAAGAUAAUGUAUAUUUAUGUGUAGGCCAUCCAUUACGUUCAGAUAUCACCAACAUCCUGAACUGGAUGUUGAAUGAAGAAUUUGAGACUGCCUACAAGAAAGUGGCUGAACUGAAAGUGGCCAAAGGACUUGCUCUUCAUGACAUCUUAACAGAACUCCAUACGUUCUCACACAGAAUUGAAUUUCCAGUGGAAGCAAGAGUGAAGCUAAUACAGGACAUGGCAGAGAUAGAAUGGCAUCUUUCAGCUGGGGCAUCUGAAAAGAUACAGCUCUCUGCAGUCAUAGCAGCAUUUGCUAAGGUCAAGUAUAUGGUUGCAGAGAUGACAUCCACUUAAACUUAAAGAACUAAUAAAGCAAGGGGAUCAGUCUCCUCCUUUUUAAAAGGUAUAUGUGAGAGUAUGUUGCACCAUACAUCACAACAUAAUAAAAAUACAGGUUACUCAUGAAUAAAUAUUUAUAUGUUA
This is a messenger RNA of Portunus trituberculatus (swimming crab), 1254 nucleotides long. It is a transcript of the gene RfC3, whose product is annotated as replication factor C subunit 5-like. Gene Ontology annotation, cellular component: DNA replication factor C complex; nucleus. NCBI's taxonomy places the organism in Eukaryota, Metazoa, Arthropoda, Malacostraca, Decapoda, Portunidae. The transcript is spliced from 9 exons. Gene Ontology annotation, molecular function: DNA clamp loader activity; ATP binding; ATP hydrolysis activity. The record is from RefSeq and is a predicted model, not a curated record. The coding region runs from base 127 to 1125 and encodes 332 amino acids. Gene Ontology annotation, biological process: DNA-templated DNA replication; DNA repair.